AUGUACUUUUUGGGGCGACCCGUUGCACUCUUUUCCGGUAUGGAUUUGGUCACUCGAGUCAACAAUAUGGAGUUUACCAUGACAGGAGCUGGUACUACCGAGUAUGAUGUGGGGACAAACAACAACAACAACAACAACAACAAGACAAAGGAAACGACCAAACGACCCAAAGGACCCAAAGUCUUUGGCUCCAACAAUCUCAUGUUUGAAAAGAACAAAGCACGACACUUGUUUUUGCGUCAAUUGAUCGGAUCGGCCAUGACACCAAAAGCGUUAGUAGAUGCUCUUCCCACCAUUCAACAAACUGCCAAAGAUGUCAUUGAACAACAAGUUCUGAAACCCAUGAUGGCUCAAUCAGCAGCAACAAUCAAGAUGGAAGAUGUCUGUGUGGACUAUACCAUGGAUAUUGUACGAAAUCAACUACUGGGCUUGCAACUUGCAAAGGAAGAAGCCAAUGACUUCCGUGAAAAACUCAAGGAUUGGAUGAAGGGACUCUUUUCCAUAGCUGCAAUACUUCGGAUACCCUUCCUGGUCACACGUUCCAAACCAUACAAAGCCAAAGUAUUUAUUGAAUCCAAACUGGAGGAAAAGAUCGAUUCCUUGCUGCGGGAUGGCCCCGAUUCAUCGACCCUCUCCAACAUGGUCUUUGCAAUCGACGACGACAAACAACAGCUCAGUCGAGAAGAUGUUGUGCAGAACGCCCUACUGCUCGUGUCAGCGGGAGCGGAAACGUCGGCGGGGACUCUGACGUUAGCCAUGCUUCUACUGGGUGUCCAUCCUGACAAAUUCCGCAAACUAGUGCAGGAACAGCAAGUUGUGGUUGAAAACCAUGGCACGCAAUUGACACCAUCUAUACUAGAUAAGGAAUGUCCGUAUCUGGACGCAGUUGUCAAGGAAACGUUGCGAAUCGGACCCAUCACAGGGGGAUUCCCACGACGCGUCAAAGAUACCUUUGUCAUUGAUGGCGUCCAAAUUCCCAAGGAUUGGAGUGUCUUUACCAGUUAUCGUCUCACGCACCAACUAGACCCUGUUACUGCUCUGCCCAAUGAUGCACAUAUGGACGUGUAUCAAGGAUUCCAGCCAGACCGAUGGAUAGACCCCGCAACAACACCUUCCGACUUUGUUCCAUUCGGAGCUGGGCCACGGUUUUGCUUGGGCUAUCAUUUAAGCAUGAUGGAAAUGAAGGUGUUCCUUGCCAUAUUCGCACGAAGCGUGACAUCAUUUCAUCUACAAAACUACUCGGCAGAAACGAAACGACCCAUCAAGUGGAACCCUAGCACAAUUAUACCUCGACCCACAGAUGGGGUCGAGCUGCACUCCAUCGUGGAGAUGGCCGCGGAGUCUUCAACUACAUGUAGGCCUACAACUGCCUCCUAA
Seminavis robusta is the source of this 1377-nucleotide messenger RNA. Lineage: Eukaryota; Bacillariophyta; Bacillariophyceae; Naviculales; Naviculaceae. The record is from the annotation of a GenBank genome assembly.